Planococcus citri (citrus mealybug) is the source of this 1751-nucleotide messenger RNA. RefSeq names its product Beclin-1-like Atg6 (gene Atg6). Gene Ontology annotation, cellular component: phosphatidylinositol 3-kinase complex, class III, type I; phosphatidylinositol 3-kinase complex, class III, type II; phagophore assembly site. The transcript is spliced from 9 exons. The coding region runs from base 270 to 1532 and encodes 420 amino acids. Lineage: Eukaryota; Metazoa; Arthropoda; Insecta; Hemiptera; Pseudococcidae. The record is from RefSeq and is a predicted model, not a curated record. Gene Ontology annotation, biological process: cellular response to nitrogen starvation; late endosome to vacuole transport; autophagosome assembly.
UUUUUAAAAGAAAACAUAGAAAUAAUUAUAUACAAAUACACCAUCAUAAAAUAAAAUACAAGUCCAAAAAGUAAACAACGGACGAAAGAGAGACAACAGAUAAAAACUAACUCGCUUCUGAUUGGUUGCACAUAUUUGCUCUCGAGACGCUCGUAAAAAAACGAUAAUGGUUUCGUAAAGAGGAAUAAUCUAUAAUUAAAAUGAAGAAUGAUAUCGUCCUGGAUUCACGGAUAAUCUUUAUCCUACCUUAGGAAUGCGAUACGAUAAUUAUGAAAAUGGAGAAUAACGUUUAUAUCAGCUUUGUGUGUCAACGUUGCUUGCAACCUCUAUGUUUGGACCCGACAUUCAGUAAUGUAGGCGAGCACAGAAUUGCCGAAUUGUCGUUACCAUUAUUUUCGCCUCCCGAUGUCGAGUUGGAAUUUCAGAAUACAAAUUUCGACCACUUUAUUCCGGCAUUCAGUUUAACGGAUUCCAGCAAUGGGUCGAACGGGUUCACAAUUCUCGGAGACGCCGAAGCUUCUAAUUUGAGUUAUCAUAUGAAGGUCGCUUCCGGCUUGUUUGAUAUAAUUUCGGGGAACACGGAGAUCAACCAUCCGCUAUGUGAAGAGUGUACGGACGCGUUACUCGACAUAAUGGACCAACACUUUCGAAUGAUCGAGGACGACUGUCUACAUUAUAAGUUAUACCUUGAAAAAUUGAACAAAGAAGGCGAUUACGAUAUACAGACAUUGACCAGAGAAUUGGAAGAGUUAUGCAAAGAAGAAACGAGACUAUCCGAAGAGCUAAAAUCUUGCGAAGAAGAAGAGCGAUGCGUUAAAGAUGAUAUAGCCAAAGCGGAAGCGGAUAAGGAGCAAAUUGAAAACGACGAAGAUCGCUUCUGGAAACAGUAUAAUAAGUAUAGUCGCGAUUUGUUUUGUUUAGAAGACGAAUACAGAAGUACGGAAUAUCAAUUGAAUUACGCGCAAUUCCAUUUGGACCGGUUAAAGAAAACUAACGUUUUCAAUACGACGUUUCACAUUUGGCACAAAGGACAUUUCGGAACGAUUAACAAUUUUCGCCUCGGGCGUCUUCCAUCGGCUCCAGUCGACUGGAGUGAAAUAAAUGCCGCUUGGGGACAGACCACGCUGCUGCUGGUCGCGUUAGCUCGUAAAUCGAAUCUCACCUUUCAAAAGUAUCGUUUGGUACCCUACGGCAGUCAUUCUUACGUCGAGGUUUUGGCCGAUCAUAAGGAAUUACCGCUAUACGGCAGCGGUGGCUUCAGGUUCUUAUUGAAUCCUAAAUUUGAUUCGGCUAUGGUGGCUUUUCUCGAUUGCUUGCAACAGUUUAAAGAAGAAGUUGAGAAAGGCAAAUCUGGCUUCAAUUUACCAUACCGUAUGGAGAAAGGCAAAAUCAAGGAUUCUGGUACCGGCAAGUCGUAUUCGAUAACUAUUCAGUUCAAUUCCGAGGAGCAAUGGACGAAAGCGCUGAAAUUAAUGUUGACUAAUCUCAAGUGGGUUGUCGCGUGGGUUGCUUCUCAGUUUUGCAACGAUUAACGAUCGGCGUUUGGCGAAUUCUGUGAGAUACGAUUGCGGUUUGCAGAUUUGCGGUAUACUCGAGUACUCGUUUAUCAACUAUCUACUAUUUUGUUCAUCUACAAAUAGGUAUAUUUGGCUUUUUUAAAUUUACAACAUUUGAAAUACAUACGAGAGUUUAUAUUUUAACUAUACGUGAAAUGUACAUAUGUAUAAUAUACUAUAUUGUCGUGUCCGAAA